Effrenium voratum is the source of this 1499-nucleotide messenger RNA. The record is from the annotation of a GenBank genome assembly. NCBI's taxonomy places the organism in Eukaryota, Dinophyceae, Suessiales, Symbiodiniaceae.
ACCCUUGCCCUCUCGAAAUUCGUGACUGUAGCUAUGGCUUGGCCUGCAUGCUUUCUCCUUUGCUUGUGGACGGCCAGGGCCCUGCCCGUGCCGGCGGCGAGCGGCACCUGCGGAGUGAGCCGGCCGCUGUUCAAGGACAGCAGCGUCAAGGUGGAGCCGAUCGAUUCGCAGGGCAAUUGGCUUCAGCAAGGCAUCAGUGCGGUGCUGGGCUGGGUGGGUCAUCUCCCGUUUCCUUUCUUGCAACAUGAAGAGCAAGAGCGGCAAGAGUCGAGCAAGCUGCGAUGUCUCAUGCCGUAUCUCAUGAAUUGCACACACUGGCAGGGCCUGUCCUUGCAGCGGCCCUGCCCAGACGAGUGCCCCUUCAUCGCCCAAGUGAAGCCUUUCGCUUGCGCCUUCACCUGCGUCAAUGUCACGCAGUGCCACUACACGGACCCCAACAUGCCCUUUGCCAACUCGGGGAGCCACCUCUGCGAGGAGUCUGCCAUUGAGGGUUGCGAGGUGCAGGCGGAAAAUGGCUACUGCGAGCGCUGCCGGCAACACUUUGCCAUGAACGAGGAGGGCACCCACUGCCUCUACGAUCGCGAGGGCUCCAUCAUUUGGCUGGUGGAGCAUUUGCACGCUAUGGGCUAUUGGCUUUGGAUCAUCCUGGGCCUUUGCCUGAGCUGCUGCUGCUGGCAGCUGCGGGCGGCCUUGUCCAAGCAUUGGCACCUCCUCACCUUUGCGCGCAUGCACUACCAUCUCUGCAAGGUGCGGAAGAACCCCAAGGUGCACGCAGGGGCACCGCUCUUCAGUAUCUGCGAAAACCUGCACACCAAGUUCGUCAUCGGCGUGGGGUUGCCGCUCUACUACAACUCUCUGGUCUUUCUGCUGAUACUGUCGGUCCUCCUCUUCCUGGGGACUCACUUCGCGCUGGACUCGGGGUCACAGUCCCUCUUCAACUACUCGGGGGUCUCCUCGAAUCCGGUACAGGUUGGCAACGUGCCCAUCUACCCCAGUGCAGAAGGGGUGUCGGACGCGUCCAUCUGCAGCUGGGCCAUGGAGGACGAGGGGCUCACCCGAUUCAACGUGGAGACCACCUCCAAGAGCUUCAUGCGCCGGCUCUCGAUGACUGCGCUGCUGCUAUGGUGCGCCGCCAUAGCCAUCAUGCUGGUGCACGCCUGGUUUCAGCUGAAGCACGCCAGGUGGUUUGAGUCCAUGCACCUGACCAUGAAGGACUUUGCCUUGGUGUUGUCUGGUCUGCCACCGGAGGCCACGGACGAAAAGCAGCUGGCGGAGUGCAUCUCAAGCCAGAUCGGCGAGAGCAUCCGGGCGGUGUCCAUCGGCUACGACAUUUGCGAUCGCUGGAACGAGGUGGAGACCCUCCUGGACCGGCACCUGGCCUAUUGCGACGCCCACGCCCGGGGUCAUCCUGGGGUGGGCCUUCGACCACGCUGCCAGGCGAACCUGGACGACUCCGACAGCUUGGGCCCAGUGGCGCUGCAACGGAACCUCCAGGAGGA